Messenger RNA from Trypanosoma cruzi, 708 nucleotides. RefSeq lists its product as uncharacterized. The transcript has a single exon. The record is from RefSeq and is a predicted model, not a curated record. Bases 1 to 708 code for a protein of 235 amino acids. Lineage: Eukaryota; Euglenozoa; Kinetoplastea; Trypanosomatida; Trypanosomatidae.
AUGCAUGCGGCAUUGGGGUGCCUCGGCAUGCAAGUGCAUCUGGAAGUGACUGAAAAGGGUAACGCCCGUUGUGUCCCAUGCGCGGACGGGGCGACGAUUGCUUGGGCCACUCCGCCCUACGAUGGGGGAAACGUUAUUUGCCGUGACCACGCGCAGUUGUGCACGAUAUCUGCCAGCAGCGGUAGCCUACUUCCAGUGGUUCCGUGGGACGGCGAGGAGAGAGCAUGUGGAGCAGGACGGUUUCACCGGCAUCCACUGAACAAGGAUUGCCAGGGGGCUUCCGUCCCUGUUGCGGAGAGCAUUGAGACCGACCGCGGCACACCACCGAAGGAUGUCGACUUAGCUGCUCCUCAGGUGAAUCCGUCGCCAGAGGAGAAGUGGAUCCAGCCAGGAUGCCCCGACAGACCGCAAGAAGCUUCUCUCGGCGGCAGGGACCGAAGCAGCGAGACGGACGGCAGGCAGGACACGCCUCCGACUCCCGGUAAUGACACUGCUGCUGCUGCUUGUCCCUGUCCGCUGCUUCUUCUGCUUGCCUCUGCUGCCGCCGUGGCAACACUCUAUGGAUUUGCGGUGUGGAUGGCGUUGCGUUGCGAGGCGACUGAGCUUCCUCCUGCGUGGCCUGCACCCACCAUUGUAUGUCCAAUAGAAAAACAUCCAUUUCAAUGGGUGCCGUUCUCUAUAUGCAUGUGCUGUGUCCGCUCUGUUUGA